UCUCAGUCGAGAUCAGGCUUAUGGUGGUGAAGGGGGCUUAUAACUUUUGACCCCCUCCAGUCCAGAUCACCCAUGUGAACUGUUUGACCUGGGAUAAAGCUCCCAUUAUCCUAUGAUAAAUGCUAUUAUAUGUCCUGUAAAUGAUAUGGUUCCUUGGGCUCUCUUUCCUUUAACUGAAUUAGUCUACAGCAUGUUGAUGAUGGUUUCACACAAGAAAUGAAGUGCUUCUACUUUCCUUAAUGUUAUUGUAAACUUUAUAAAACUUUGCAAAAGUUGAAAUGUGCAAUCACAUUUUGUCACACAUUGACUAGUCAGGGCUACGUCACGCACUAAAUUUUUCAGCUGUGCACCAGAAAUGACAUACAGCUAAAAACAUCAUGUGUGGAUACAGCAAGCAUGUUUGCGCACAUGCAUUGUAUAGCUGUGUUCACCAGGCAGCUGUGAUUGACUGUUGCUUUCUGUUGAAUGUAAAUGUAGUGGCCAGCUCACCCUCCAGUUUAUGUGAACUGACCUUUCUCUAUUACACCUUUUUCAUGGCAAAAAUACUGUGUGGCGUAAUCAUACUGCUGCUGCUGUCUUGUGUGAAAACACCCCAAAUAUUUCUUAAUGUGGGCUUAGAAGUUUGCUGCCAUGACUGGGAAGAGAAGUCAGACAGGAGUUCACGAUUCUGCAAGGAUCUUCCACUGUGCAAGGAAAAGCCCUCCUGUUUUGAGAAUGAUGGCUCUAAGUCGUCCUUAUCAUACAGUAUUCCACUAACUUUCUCACAUAUGCCUACUUGCUUAGUCUCAUCAUGUUUCUUAUUCUUUUGAUUCCCCACCCCCACCCCACAGUUUACAGAAGGAAACCAAAUGUGGUAAAUGUGUUAACAGAAUAACUGCAUACAACUAGGGAGCUACAGCAUUCUUGAGAUUUUGAACUAUAGUAGGUAGAUUGUGGGACAGUUACCAUUAUAAAUAACUAAAUACACAGAGUAGGUCUGUCUGUCUGAAUCUACCUACCUACCUACCAACCUUUGUAAUUUAAUUUUUUCAGGUAAGUAUAUUCUAGUAAAAUGACUUUUAAUGUUUCCCACUUUAAUUAAACUUCAUGCAAAAAUAAAGCUAUACUUUGUUAUUAAAAGAUCUUUUACUUGUAUAUUUUUGGGUGGUAUAUAUAGGUAUUUAUGUCCCCAAACCUAUUGGACAUAAGUUUUGGGCGGUAUAUAAAUGUGCUAAACAAAUAAAUAUUAUUGAAAAAUGGGAAAUGUUUAUAGCACAUAUCCUAGCCAUUCAUAAAAAUGUUUAUAGUACAUAUCCUAGCCAUUCAUAAAAAUGUUUAUCGUGCAUAUCCUAGUCAUGCCAAAUAUUCAAUGGGAUAUUUGCUAUUUACUGAAGUACAGAAUUAGGCUAGAAAUGUCUUAAAAUCAGUUAUUCCAAUCUUGUUUAUUUACAUACCUGUAUAACUUUACAUCUAUGUGGAGUCCAUUAAAUAAGACAACAAUGCAACAUGAGACUACGAACACUAGUGAAACUGCACAUCUGCUCAAGGGUACAUGAGGCAUUAGUAUUAUUUUGUGUGUGCACGUUUGUGAGAUAGCAAGGAUUUUCUUUUGAUUUUUUUGUUGCUAGCUGUGCUUUUAAAUAUGUAUUUUUUUAUUUGAAUAUUCCUAAUUAUGAGGAAAAUACAACUGUUUCCAGAGUCAAAAUGGAACUUUGUUUUGUUGACAUGGUCAUUUGCUGGCAUUUCCAUUGUGGGAAAGUUGAACCUGGGCUGGAAGUCCCUCCUGGAUCAGGUGAGGGAGGAACAGAAGAUGUCUCCUGAAAAAAAUGUAUCUCAAUGAAGAUCACAUUUCCUUUUCUACAAAGAAAACAGACCAAUUAAGGCAACAACAUUUUACCCAAAGAAGUCAAUAUUAUGGUGGUGAUGAUGACGACGACUUGGGUGUAUCUUUCUAACUGUGUAUAUCAUUAUGAAAUGGUUGAAGAAAACUUCACAGUGGAUAUCUGGACUUGUUUUAUUGGCACUGAAAAAAACAAAAUGAAAGAAAGACCCAUGAACAGUAGGAAGGCCUUAAAAAGACUUUGAGAAGAAGCUGUAUCUCCUGCUUGGCAGUCAGAAUGUUAGUGAGACUCAAUGCACUCAGAGAUGUUUUGUCCCAGCAAGCAAUGAGUCUGAUGCAAGGGCUCCUUCCUAGUCUCAGGCAUGGCUUCAGUAGAUGCUCUUCUAGACCCAGAAGCUGGUGAUGCUGCUGAUGUCCUUUGAAAUGCUUCUGGAUGCUCUGAGCUAACAUGGAGGACUCAAGAAAUGUCUCGAUCAUCAGAUAUUCAAUUUCACUUCUAGAAGACCAAUUCAUAACACACAGACUCAGACACUGAAGAAAAGGGAUUGAAAAAUGGAUGGCAAUGAAUGUAUUGCAGUUUUGCAUAACGUCAGGUAGCAAAAAUGUGCCAGCCUGUGGGAAAGAUGGCAGGGAUGAACAUUCUGUCACGUCUCUCUUUUUACAGCAGAGGAAAGGGCAAUAUCAAGACUUGGAGAAUGAAGCAGAAUUAUGGGAAACACUGGAGGAUGACAAAAAGACAAAUCUUCGCUUACAGAAGAUGACUUCACUCCAAAUGGAAACUGAUGGCUUAUAUUUCCAUUCGUCUUGGAAAUGUCUUUGUCGUUAGCCUCGCCAUUGCUGACCUGGUGGUAGCAAUCUACCCAUACCCUCUGGUCCUGACAUCUCUCUUUCACAAUGGAUGGAACCUGGGAUAUGUCCAUUGCCAAAUCAGUGGCUUUCUCAUGGGCCUAAGUGUAAUUGGAUCCAUAUUCAACAUCACUGGAAUUGCUAUUAACCGGUACUGCUACAUCUGCCACAGCCUCAAGUAUGACAAGUUAUACAGUGAUAAGAACUCAUUGUGCUACGUCAUUCUUAUCUGGGUCUUAACAUUUGUUGCCAUCGUGCCCAAUUUUUUUGUUGGAUCCCUUCAGUAUGAUGCCAGGAUCUACUCAUGUACCUUUUCCCAGUCAGUGAGCUCUGCAUACACAAUAGCAGUUGUGUUUUUCCACUUUAUGCUCCCCAUAGCGAUAGUUACUUUUUGCUACUUGAGAAUAUGGAUCCUAGUCAUUCAGGUACGGAGAAGAGUUAAACCUGACAAUAAACCCAAACUAAAGCCACAUGACUUUAGGAACUUUGUCACUAUGUUUGUGGUCUUUGUGCUUUUUGCUGUCUGCUGGGCUCCUUUAAACUUUAUAGGCCUUGCUGUGGCAGUCAACCCAGAAACAAUAACUCCCAGGAUUCCAGAGUGGUUGUUUGUUUCUAGUUACUAUAUGGCAUACUUCAACAGCUGCCUUAACGCUAUCAUUUAUGGACUUCUGAACCAGAACUUCAGACGAGAAUACAAACGAAUUAUUGUGACAAUUUGUACAGCAAAAUUUUUCUUCCAGGACAGCUCUAAUGAUGCAGUAGACAGGAUGAAAAGCAAACCCUCACCACUGAUCACAAACAACAAUUUAGUGAAGGUCGACUCUGUGUGAAAAUAGAAACACCGUUAUGGACAAUUUACAGACACUCCAAUGUGUACAACACUGAAAUGGUAUAUCUGUUUUGUUAGCCCCACAAUUCAAGUUAUGUAAUGAAACACUGAUCUGCUAAUGUACAAAUGUAUUUGGAUGAGAUUCUGUGUACAGUAUUUUUGAGCCAAAGUAACAUUUUUAUAUAAAGUUCUCCUAUUGCACUACCUGAAAUAUUGCAUACAACAGGCAUAAUUCCAACCAAAGUUAAGGACUCUUAAGACCCAUUGAUGCCAGUGGCAUAGUUAAGCAUGUGGUUAAAUCUCUCCUAUUGAAAUCUUUGGUUCCCAUUUUUGGACUUUGGCUCCCAUUUCCCUUGGUUGGAACAAGCCCAGUCACAACUACAAACUUAGGCUAUUACAGAACUGCAGAACAAAUGCUUGUAAAUCUUUUGUUUAAUUUAGAUACUCACUAGAGAUGGGUUGGCACUAAUAGAGUCAUGCUACUUGUCUAGCUUUACAAAAUCAGCACCCUAACGUUCUGGAAUUGUAAUGAAUUGGUGCAAAGCACAGUUGUGGUAGCAUAACUUUCUACCCUCAGUAACUCUUGCUAGAGUAAAAUGGGUGUGAUGAAUAAGAAUAUCUCACACAUACCUGUACAUGUAAUAAGUAAAAAUGUGCACAAGAUCAUGAGGCAAAAACAAGGUGGUACUGGUGAACUAUCAGAACAUCAGUAAACCAUGAGACACUAAACUAUCAAAAAGAGUAUUGAAUGAUAAGGAAAUUCUAAACCUUCCCAAGCUUCUGAGUUGUGCUUGUGCGAGGAAAUGAUACACACUAAAGUAACCAAGGGCAAAAGGGUUCUGCAUGGAUAAGAAAUGGUGAGAGAAUUUAUUCUCCAUUCAGAGACCACUGAGUCUCUGUUCAAGAAAGAACUGCCAGUCUCAGAGUCUUUUUCAGCCAUAAGAGCUUUUAUGAAGCUCUGUGAAAUAAUAUGGCUCCUGCUUUUAUGACAUAUAGAGUUGGAUCCCAUCUAGUGCUUCUGGGAACAAAUGACCUUCCUUUCACUCAAGGGAAAGGACGUGUUCUUAAUGUAUCAUCCCUUCCUUUUGUGGCCUCUUGAGGCCCCCCCCAUGUGCCCCUGAGAGUGCCCCAACCCUCAGGGAAAUAUUUUAAGGAGUCAUGAGGGGCUUAAGAGAAAGGAGAGGACUGACAAAAAUUACCCACCCACUUGCGCAAAUGGAAUUUCUUCCAUUUGUGAAUGUACUAGUUGAGAUCCAAGUCACGAUAUCAGAGAUACAUUCUAAAUUCUAAAUUCCCUUGUGACUUUUUUGUGUGUGCUAUAAACACCUAGUAGAUAGUAGACAUAUAAGGAUAAUAUAAGUGGAUGAAAAUAAAAGGUACCACUUGUUGGAAGAAAAAAACCACGACCAGUUAUUUCCAAUUUAUCCCACAGAUCUAUGCCUUCCCAGAAAUGCCUGUUGUCUUUUGGGCUGAGAGAAAUAGAAGCCCUUCAAAGUGUAGGCUAUACAACACGAUCAUUUCCAGUUACAGGCUGUUUAGGAACAGAGACAUGCUUUGUUCAAAGAUAUAUACAAAAAACCCUUUCAAAUUCUAAUUCUUUUUCUUAGAAGUAUUCUAUUUGGAAAUAUGCCACAAUUGAGAACCAAAACUCUUUGGUUUCAAGUUUUCUGCAGACCUAACUUUCUCCUAAUCAUCCACUAUCCUGUUCCGUAUAUCCUCAAGUGGCGUCAACUAUGCCCUGUAUUAGUUCGAACUAUCUCUAUGGUGUGGGGGAUGUUUGACUUUUGUUAUUGUAAGUUAAAAUUGUACAGUCUAGCUAACCAGGUUUAUCAAAUCACUUAUAUGUAAUAUAAUCUCAAAUAUUUGGUUUCCAACACUUCAGAUACAAUGCCUUUGAAAAUGCUGAAUGUUCACCACAUUCUAUAGAUCCUUGCGGCUCUAGUCAUGCAGUUGAAAAACAGCUGAGGUAUAAUAUUACUGUACAAUCUAAUGUAGCUCAUGUGGGAAAGAACAUACAUUCAUAUAUCCUUGAAACCUCCACUUACAUUUGAGCGGGAUUUUUUUUUUAAAAAAAAAUUGAGAAACAAGAGCCUUGUGUUAUGCUUAGCUCACUUAAGUUUGCAAUGGAAUUACCAACAACCACCACCUUUCUGCGUCUGAACAAGCCAGUCAAUGGAUUUCUUGAGCCACUCGACUCACCUUUGUUUACACACAAACCAUUCUUGCCAAUCCAAUCACUGUGUAAAUAACCAGUGCUCUACUUUUGCGACAUCAUGUGGUAUGAUUGACAAACUAAAUUCUAUAUCACAGCUUCCUUCACUGUGAUUCCAUCCUUAGAGGAUGCUUAGUGGUGUAUUGGCAUUGCUUUGUAUGUAGUGAUAUCAGAACAAUAAAGGUGGCCAGACCAUCAGAUUUUAAUCCUAUAUGAGAAAUACACGAUAUAAAUUCUUAUGAAAAUAUUGCCUUACUUAAACAAUGGUAUGACUAUUAUUAAAGUAAUGUUUUACGAUGCAUCUGAGAAAGUAGCAUAAAUGUAGUUUCAGUAGCUUGAUCAAUAUUUAGGUUUGGUUUUUUGUUUUAAAGAGGGGCUUCAGUUCCCCUUUACAAACUAAGAUCAAAUUGAAAAUAUACAUGCCUUGAAAAAAGUCUUCAAACUAGUAUAUAUCAAUCAAUGUGGGUUACCUGAGGAGCUCAAGUCCCUUUUAAUUCACAAAUGUUAAAUAUAUAUAUUUUUAUUGUAAUUUUGAAAAUAUCAUUUGCUAUAUGCAAUAAGAAGUACAUUAUGCCAAAGGUCUAUAUUUUGGUGAAAAGGCCAGUUGUUAAAAUGGAUAGCAUUUUCAGAUCUGGUAUUUUAAAAUAUUUGUAUUAAAUAUAAACUCACAGGAAAUAUGCAUGUUGGUGAUGUUGACAAGCUGCUAAAUAUAGCAAUAAUUUUAAAGAUC
This is a messenger RNA of Hemicordylus capensis (graceful crag lizard), 6436 nucleotides long. It is a transcript of the gene MTNR1A, whose product is annotated as melatonin receptor 1A. The transcript has 5 exons. Gene Ontology annotation, molecular function: melatonin receptor activity. NCBI's taxonomy places the organism in Eukaryota, Metazoa, Chordata, Lepidosauria, Squamata, Cordylidae. The record is from RefSeq and is a predicted model, not a curated record. Gene Ontology annotation, biological process: G protein-coupled receptor signaling pathway. The coding region runs from base 2602 to 3495 and encodes 297 amino acids. Gene Ontology annotation, cellular component: membrane.